UGAGGAUCAGGGCCCUGAGUGGUGGAGGAAUCUGGAUCUUUAGAGAUAUUUAAGCUUGGACUGGACAAGGCCCUGCACAGCCUGCUCUAAUUUGACUCAGUUUUGGGUGCAGAGUUGGACCGAGGCUUGCAGAGAUCUGUUCGAGCCUAUAUGAUUCAAUGGUUCUGGCAAACCAAAAGUGUGUCCAUAUGGUUGAUAUUCUGUGUCUGUACAGGGUGUCAUAUUAAACUCCGUACUUGCAUGAUGUCUCAUUCAGACUCUUACUUCUGCGGUUGUCAGAAGUAGCUUUGCAGAAUUUGGUGCUUGUCCGCUAAUAAAAUGGGCAGUAGAACAUAAAGACCCCCAAACUUGGAAAAACUGCUUUUGAAUAACUUCAGAAGCAGCAGUAUGGGCAGGCUGCUGAAGCCAACAAUUUCAGCUGUGUCUGCAGUCUGUCAGUACACGAACCAGCACUUCUUAAUGACAACUCAGUAACUUUUCCACUGCCACUGUGAUUUUGAGAUUGAAAAAUCCUGCUGGCUCACCUACAUUUAAGGUGGGGUUUGUACCGGUAUAGUUAAAUCAGGCACGAUAAUGAGUAUCUGUUUUGCUUGCUUCCUCUCCUUACAUGUUUUUCUUUGUUCCAGUGAAAUAUUUUAGCAUACCCUGCAGGCUCAUAAUGUAGUCGGGAAAUGUUGUUUGUGCAGGUAUGUUUUCAUUUGCAGCAGCAAAAUAAUAACUUACUGCCUUUGUUUCUGCGUCUCGUGGAGCUUGUAGCCUCAGGUGGGAGUAUGAGCGAGUUCCGCAUUCACCAUGAUGUCAAUGAGUUGCUCAGCCUGCUGCGCGUUCACGGUGGGGAAGGAGCUGAAGUCUACAUCGAUCUACUGCAAAAGAAUCGAACACCUUACGUUACCACGACCGUCUCUGCACACAGCGCAAAGGUAAAAAUAGCAGAGUUUUCUCGAACUCCUGAAGAUUUUUUGAAGAAGUAUGAUGAGCUGAAGUCUAAAAAUACAAGACAUCUAGAUUCUUUAGUUUAUCUACUGUCAAAACUCACAGAAGACAAAGAGACACUCCAGUAUUUGCAACAAAAUGCUAAAGAAAGGGCAGAACUUGCAGCAAAUGCAGCAACCAGUGUCAGCACCAAUUUUUCCAUUCCCUCAUCUACUUCCAAGAUAUCUCUGCAGGAGCUCGAGGAGCUACGCAAGCAGCUGGGCAGUGUCACAGCUAACUCCAGUGUACAGCAGGUACUGUCUCUUCCCAAGCUUUGGGCACAAAGUCUUUCCCUUCUGCUCAUGUGUAUAGUUGUGUUCUUAAGUUUUAUCAUCUAG
Haliaeetus leucocephalus (bald eagle) is the source of this 1310-nucleotide messenger RNA. Its product is annotated as gamma-tubulin complex component 2-like. The transcript is spliced from 3 exons. The record is from RefSeq and is a predicted model, not a curated record. NCBI's taxonomy places the organism in Eukaryota, Metazoa, Chordata, Aves, Accipitriformes, Accipitridae. The coding region runs from base 672 to 1310 and encodes 212 amino acids.